Molecule: messenger RNA, 1329 nt
Organism: Acytostelium subglobosum LB1
Lineage: Eukaryota; Evosea; Eumycetozoa; Acytosteliales; Acytosteliaceae
Exons: 3
Coding region: 1-1329 (442 amino acids)
Biological process (GO): L-phenylalanine catabolic process
Cellular component (GO): cytoplasm
Molecular function (GO): homogentisate 1,2-dioxygenase activity
Source: RefSeq, a predicted model, not a curated record
AUGUCACAUCCAUCAUCUACACCACCAUUCACUCAAAGACCUUCAAAGUAUCAGUAUCAGAGUGGAUUCGGUAACACAUUCGAGUCAGAGGCAAUCAAGGGUUCACUGCCCUAUGGCCAGAACACUCCUCAAAACUGUCCCUACGGACUCUACGCCGAACAACUCUCUGGCAAUGCAUUCACCGUACCCAGAGCCACUCAACAAAGAUCAUGGUUAUAUAGGAUACGCCCAUCAGUUGUACAUACACCAUUGGUACCAUUCACUCAACCAACAUUGAUGACAAGCAACUAUGAUACGAUCAAUCCAAAUCAGUUGCGUUGGAAGCCAUUCCCAAUUGCUGAGAAGGAGCACGACUUUAUUGAUGGCAUGAUUACGAUUGCUGGCGCAGGCCAUCCUUCAGUGCGCCAUGGCAUUGCCGUGCACAUCUACACGGCCACCAAGAGCAUGGGCGACAAGUCGUUCUACAACUCGGACGGCGACUUCCUCAUCGUGCCCCAGCAGGGCACGCUGGACAUUCAGACAGAGUUUGGCUUCCUCGAGGUGCACUCGGGCGAGAUCUGCGUCAUCCAGCGCGGCAUCGUCUUCUCGGUCAACGUCAGCGGACCAAGCCGUGGCUACAUCCUCGAGAUCUUUGGCUCGCACUUCCGUCUCCCGGACCUCGGACCAAUCGGCGCCAACGGACUGGCCAACCCACGCGACUUCCUCUCGCCAGUGGCUGCCUUUGAGGAGCGUGAGUGCAACCAUGUAAAGAUCAACAAGUUUGGAGGCAAGCUCUUCACCUCGACCCAGACCAACUCCCCUUACAACGUCGUCGCAUGGCAUGGAAACUACUGUCCCUACAAGUACGACCUUAACCUCUUCUGUGCAGUUAACUCUGUAACAUUUGAUCACAUGGAUCCAUCAAUCUUCACAGUGUUGACAGCACCAACUAAUGAGCCAGGUGUUGCUGCAGCAGACUUUGUGAUCUUCCCACCAAGAUGGAUGGUUCAGGAGAACACCUUCCGUCCACCAUACUAUCACCGCAACUGUAUGAGCGAGUUCAUGGGUCUGAUUCGUGGCGUCUACGAGGCCAAGAAAGAGGGCUUCUUGCCAGGUGGUGGAAGCCUCCACUCGUUCAUGACCCCACACGGUCCCGACGCCGACACAUUCAACGCCGCCAUCAAGUCCGAGCAGAAGCCCACCAAGAUCCCCGACGUCGCUCUUGCCUUUAUGUUUGAGUCGUCGCUCAUCCUCGGCAUCUCAGAAUAUGCCAACAAGAACUACAUCGACGACGACUACUGGAAGUGCUGGCAACAGUGCAACUCUCACUUCCAGCCACCAAAGCAGUAA